AUGAAGCCUUUCGGAAUAUUACUCACCUUGGUAUUAGUUAUCACGUUGAUCUCAAACUUGGCGAUAGCAUUCCCGGUUAAAGGCCGAAUAUUCUGUAAAGUCGAUGAUGAAGUGGUAAAACCAUUAAAGAAAGCUAUCGUGGAAUUGAAAGACAACAGCAACUACAAUCUAGGGUAAGCAUAUAUAUGUCCCAAGUUUAGCAAUCAACCGCGUGUUGAACAUAUGUCGUUCCAUUUGCCGUUAACAGGUUGCCUAUUUUUCUUUAGAUCUUUUGUAGGUUGCGUUAAGUUUGACCAUUUCAGUUACAACAGUAAUGUAGAAACCGACAAAUUUGGUCGCUUUUACUUUGACGCAACAUCAUUUGACACUACCAAGGUCUUAAAAUUGGAAGCGUACCAUACAGAAUGUGGGGAUGCAGUAGUUCUUACAAAAACUUUUGAAGGACCAAGUACUUAUGAUUUCAACGACAUUGUACUUGGUUCUUAG
Molecule: messenger RNA, 486 nt
Organism: Bursaphelenchus okinawaensis
Lineage: Eukaryota; Metazoa; Nematoda; Chromadorea; Rhabditida; Aphelenchoididae
Source: the annotation of a GenBank genome assembly